This is a messenger RNA of Diplodia corticola, 3438 nucleotides long. Its product is annotated as pre-mrna-splicing factor cwf21. The record is from RefSeq and is a predicted model, not a curated record. Bases 1 to 3438 code for a protein of 1145 amino acids. Lineage: Eukaryota; Fungi; Ascomycota; Dothideomycetes; Botryosphaeriales; Botryosphaeriaceae. The transcript is spliced from 4 exons.
AUGGGAUCAAGUAAGCAAGGUGGGGGCCAACACGUGCGGCUGAUCACCAUCCCGCCACAUAUUUAUUUCUUCACCUCAGCCUUGCGCGCUUACAUCUCUAAAAACCGGUCUGAGCAACUCAGACGCCCGGACAUGUCUGGCGUGGGCGACAUCAUUGCCAUCGCGGAGCUGGGCUACAAGCUUGCCGCAGCGCUCAAAAGGUACAUUGACGAGGUCGAAGCGGCCGAGGACAACAUCAAGGCGCUUGUGAUCGAGGUGGAACAGGCCUCGAGCCACGUAGGUGGGCUAUCGAAACUGCUCGACGAGAACCAGGAGACGGCAUUUCUAUCCCCCGUCGGCGAGAAGAAUUGCAAGCGGCUCGCGGCGGACUUCAAGGCAACCAUCUUGACCAUUCGCAGCGCUUUGGGAGCACCUAGCGAAAGCGAGACAGACCUGGACAAGAUUGUGGAGGGUUUCCUCAUCAAGAAGCGGCAAAAGUGGCAGUGGCCGUUGUUGUCCAAGAAGCUUCUGGCUGCCCCGAGAGAGCGUUUGGGAGAAUUGAAGCUGGAGCUGCAGCUGUUGAUGGUCAGCGCGACUGCCCAUAAGCUGUCAAAAAUGCCAUCAUCCGUGGAUAUUGAGAAGCAACGUGCCGACGCCCGCGCGAAGCUGCGAAGAUUGAGGCACACAAAGGAAAAAGCUAGCUCAAAGUACAAGAAAGGGCAAGGAAAGAAGAACGGACGGGCGACGAGGCCACGGUCGCCUUCCCCUGAGAUCGAUCUUUCAAGCAUGUCUUCAUCUGAUGGCUCCUACCUAUCUGAUGAUGACGAGGAGGAACUGAUACGUGAGUAUCUCGAGGCGCGAAGGCAGGCUGAGGAGCAGGAAUUCAGAGAGUACGACAAUUUUCUGAGGGAGAAAGAACGGGAAGAGAGACGCAGAACGGAAAGAGGAAAACAACUUAUCGCCCUUGCCGAACAAGUAGAAAGAGAUGCCGAAAACGAACGACGGAAACAGGAAGCGAGGAGGGAAGUCGAACGAGAGAACGAAAAGGAGAGGAUUACUGAGACAGAAAGGCAAAAGAAAAAGGCAGAGUACGAGACUCGGAUACGGGAGGCCAUAGUAGGGACUGGCUUGGAAGAAGAAAAGGUCAACGAGGUCAUGAGCAAGAUUGAGGAGAGCGCAGCAUUCGGAGAACAGCUUGAUCCACUCACGUUCAUUGACACACCAGCAGCUGCCUCCCAGGACCAGACCGCAGGAUCCACAACCAGUGAAACCCAGACUGUUUCGACCUCACGCCGAUCUAGACCACGGAAACGCUUGUUUGGUCGAUGGGGCUCAGCAACCGCAUCCUUUGUCUCUGAUUCCUCGUCAACUGAGGCUCAAAGCACACAGCAGCCAAUAUUGGAAGCGUGGUCCUUGAAGACCCCCAGGUCUAGAAUGCCUCUCCCUGUAACAACACUGUUGGCAAUCGUAAAGAAGCAAAACUACAAGUCCGUCUUGAAGAGCUUCGCCUCGCUUCCUCAAGCAGCCAAAGACGAAUUCCAUGCUUUGAUGGAAUGCAAAGACGCCGAGCCUCAACCGUUUGCAUGGCAGCUGGUAGGGAUCCAGAUAACAAGACAUAGGAUUCGGGUAGGGUUGUUGACCUAUGCUGAGGAGGCUAUGUCCGUGAUUGCAAUCCUUCAGAGGCAGGACGACUACCCACCACAAGAGCCCACGAGGCCAAAGCUUCCUCAAAGGUCCGGCAGCAAUCGUCCGUGGCCUUCGAGUGCAACAAACACCAUUCCAACAUCGAUUUUGAAAAAGAAUCCGGAUUCACUACCUUCAAGUAAGCCAUUGGAGGCUGUAGCUACACCUGAACACCGUGUACGAAUCAGCCCCGAAGCCCCAGGUAUUUAUACGGACCACAUUGGAUCGCAAGACACCAGCACCGAUGCCAACUCUGUAGAUACUGAAAGCCAAGCUCACACCAUGACUUCUUCGGCACCACGCCCAUCUACAGGCAGGCCAAGUGGUCAUGCUCCGGUUGCAUUCCCCCAGUUACUGUCCGAUGCUCGCACCUACAGCGAUAUUGAUUCCAAGCCGGAUUUCUUCGAUGACGAACAAAGCAUUUACAGCCGCCACCGAAGCCGAAGCCGUAGCCGCGAUCCAAGGGAAACACCCCGCCAGUCUCGCUCUCCGCAGCUUACUGACGGCUUAUACACACGCCGAGAUCGCUCGCCAUAUGGAUCAUUGCCCAUUCGGAGCUCGUCGCGAGACACGUACGCACAGAGCCUGCCUGCAUCUCGUGACUACCUGCGGUCCCGGUCACGCUCGCGUCCCCGCAGCACUCAAUAUGACCCUCUGAUACCAAGCAUUGCUGAGCGAUUAGACUCCAUACAUGAUGAUUGGUUUCCCCAUGACUUCGAUCCGACGGAGAGCAAUGGAUACGUAUCUCCUGCACCGCCACGCAGGCCUUUCAUCAGGCGAUCAAACACCAACGACUCCUACGACGACAGGAGUAGGUAUCAUAGCGAAAGAAGACAAAGCCCACGACGCGCGUUCGAGCGAGGCAAGCGGCAAACGUCUCCACGAGGCCGCUCAGGGGCCUACGACGACGACUACUACUACAACGAGUACUUCAGCCCCCGCACGGCCAGCCCUCUGUCAAGGAUGACCGGACACGGCCAUCUCCUAGCAACUAGCGACAGAGCCCCACCCCUCCGACGACGCUCGCCGCCGCCGCCGCCGCCGCCGCCCCAACGCUCAGACAGCGGGUAUUACAACGCCAGAAUCUCCGACUUUUACGACUCGCCGCCGACUCGACACGGACCCCAGCGCCGCAGGUCCAACUCCUGGGACAUUAUGUUCCCUUCGCUACGCGUUUUCUACGGAGACUGGCCGGGAGCCGACUCGAGGUCUCCUCCGUCUCGGAGGUCGACGCUGAGCCCAGACCGCACCAGCAGGGCGCUGGUGCUACACGGGCAACAACUGAAUAGCGAAGAUCUCGAACGGCUGAAGAAGAAGGCGAAGAAACGUACGGCGGCGGCGGCGGCGGCAGCGGCAGCGGCAGCACGGCGGCGGCGGCGGCGGUCGUCAACGAGGAGGGGCAAUCGAUCUGAGGAGGAGGAAGACCUCGAAGACGAAGAAGCCGAGGAUCGAGAAAGCGGAGACGGAUCCGAGACGGACCGGGGAUACGAGGGAGGGAGGUAUGCAAGGAAGGGCAGGAAAGCCACUGUUGCGGAUCCGGAAGACGGCGAGGAGUCGGGGUCGGAAGUGCCGGAGCGGUUUCAGGACUUCUUCAAUCCCGACUACAAACCCCCGGCUGCGGAAGCUGUUGUCAAUGGGACUUCCGAGAAGCAUGUCGAAAAUUCAGACCGCAAUGAAAGGAUCGAUAGCUCGGUACUGAGCAUAACGGAGGAAGCUCUGAAUGGCGUUUUCACUUCUGAGCCUCAAUCUAUGGAUAGCUUCAAAGAACAGGCUUAG